GCCUUCUCCCGCAGCCACUCGGCCUCCCAGGGGACAGCUCCAAACGACCGGCACAGGCAUCUGAGGACCCAGCCUCAGGGAUGCUGACCCUGGUUUCCAGGUUACGGAUUCGCGGGACCGGGCCUGGCUCCAGCGAGAGGAAGAAACCCGAGCUGACCUGACCGGCGCUUUUCGGCAGAGUCCCAGAAGGGAGACUGGAAGCUGGACCACGAGGCCGUAGGGGCUUCUCACAGUCUGCCCAGAGAGGGCUGAAUCGGAGGAAGAGCAGAAUCUUCAGAACCGGUGGGAGGUGGUGAUCAUGGCGACAGAUUUGACCGAAAUGUCCGAGGAAAGAGUUCUGUCUUCUCCGGACUCUCCCUUUAACCAAGAGAAAAGCACAGAAGAGGGAGAAGUGGCAGCUCUGCGCCUCACAGCCAGGUCCCAGGCAUCAGUGACAUUCAAGGAUGUGGCUAUGGACUUUACCCCAGAGGAGUGGGGAAAACUGGAUCCUGCACAGAGAGACAUGAUGUUGGAGAACUAUAGGAACCUCGUCUCAUUUUGGCUUCCAGUUUCCAAACCUGAUAGCUACAAUUUGGAGAAUGAAAAGGAAACACUGAUGCUUGAGAGAAAAACUCCCAAAAGCAGCUAUUCAGACUUGGAGACUAGACCUACAAGCAACAGCUCAACUACAAUAGAAGAUUUUUCCAAUGAAGAAUCAUGCCAGGUUGCACUUGUAGGUGGACUGGCAAAGAACAAUGUCUAUGAAUCCAACUUGGAAACAACUCUGGAAUGUGAGAAUUGGCUAGAGAAUCAGCAAGAAAAUCAAGAGGGACAUUUAGAAAUGUUCACCCAAGUGAAAUCUCUCCCUGAAGAAACAGUUUGUGAGCAUGAUAUAUAUUGGAAAAACUUUGGCCAAAACUCUGUCAUCCUCACCCAGGAUAGAGUUCCCAAAGGAUCCUAUGCCUUUCAUGCACUUGAAAAAAGAUCAAAACAAAAACCAAACUUAUUGAAGAAGCAGAGAACCUAUAAGGAGAAAAAACCUCAUAAAUGUAGUGAUUGUGGUGAACUGUUUACUUACCAUUCAGUGCUUAUUCGACACCAGAGAGUCCAUACAGGAGAGAAACCCUAUAGCUGCAAUGAAUGUGGGAAAUCUUUUAGCCAUAGAGCUAAUUUAACUAAACAUCAGAGAACUCAUACCAGAAUUCUUUUUGAGUGCAGUGAAUGCAAGAAAGCUUUUACAGAGAGUGCAUCCCUUGCAAUACAUCAGAGAAUUCACAUUGGAGAGAGACCAUAUGAAUGCAGUGAGUGUGGAAAAGGUUUUAAUCGAAGUACACAUCUUGUGCAGCAUCAGCUGAUUCAUACUGGAGUAAAACCUUAUGAAUGUAAUGAAUGUGAUAAAGCUUUCAUUCAUUCAUCAGCACUCAUUAAACAUCAGAGAACUCAUACUGGAGAGAAACCUUAUAAAUGUCAGGAAUGUGGGAAAUCCUUCAGCCAUUGCUCAUCUCUUACAAAACAUCAGAGAGUCCAUACUGGAGAAAAGCCAUAUGAAUGUAGUGAGUGUGGAAAAACCUUUAGUCAGAGCACUCAUCUUGUUCAGCAUCAGAGAAUUCAUACUGGAGAGAAACCCUAUGAGUGUAAUGAAUGUGGGAAAACUUUCAGCCGGAGCUCCAAUUUUGCUAAACAUCAAAGAAUUCAUAUUGGGAAAAAACCAUACAAAUGUAGUGAAUGUGGAAAAGCCUUCAUUCAUUCUUCAGCUCUUAUUCAACACCAGAGGACUCAUACUGGGGAGAAACCCUAUAAAUGUAAUGAAUGUGGAAAAAGCUUUAAAUGCAGUUCAUCCCUUAUCAGACAUCAGAGAAUUCACACUGAAGACCAAAAUAUGUCUUUGCAGGAUUCCACUUUUCCCCCAAAGGGGAACACAGAAAUUAUGACUGCUAUGGUUUAUUCCAUUGGAACUCUGAGUCCUGAGGUUUCCCAGCCAGAUGAAGAUAUUCACCUUCAGGGAGAAGAACCAGAAUUGGCAAAGGAAUCAGUGACAUUUAAAGAUGUGGCUAUAGACUUCACGCUGGAAGAGUGGCGGUUGAUGGACCCCAUACAGAGGAAUCUGCACAAAGAUGUGAUGCUAGAGAAUUAUAGAAACCUUGUUUCCCUGGGCCUUGCAGUUUCUAAACCAGAUAUGAUUUCUCAUUUGGAGAAUGGAAAAGGACCAUGGGUUAUAGUGCAAGAAAUUUCAAGAACCCCCUAUCCAAAGUUGGACACUAAACCUGCCACCAAGAAUGCUGUACCAGCAGAGGUUAUUUCUACAGAAAAUUUACCACAGAAACCUGUAAUUGAGAAACUAACAGAAAAUGGCCUAUGGGAUUCCAGAAUGGGAGGAUUGUGGAAAUGGAAUAACAGAAUAGUAAAACUGCAAAAUAGUCAGGAGAGUCAAUUGACUCAGAAAAUAAUAACACAAAAGGAAAUUCCCACUGGCCAAAGAGGCCUUAGAUUUGGAUCUAUUCUUUUCCCAGAACCAGGAGUUAUCACAGAAGAGAUUCAUAGUAUAUGUCAAACAUAUGAGGAAAAAUGCACAGAGAAUUUAGAUUUUAUUACAAAGAUCCAUUUGGGGAAGAAAACUUACACAGAUAAAGAUGGCAGCAAAACCACAAAGCCUACUUCAGAACUUAUCUUAGGGGAGAAAAACAGUAAUAAAGAUAAACCCUUUAAAUGUAGCACAUGUGAAAAGACCUUUCGUUAUAGAUCAUUACUCAUUCAGCAUCAGAGAACUCAUACUAAAGAAAAACCUUAUGCAUGUAGUGAAUGUGGGAAAAUGUUCAGCCAGCCUUCAUAUCUUAGUCAACAUAAAAAAAUUCAUACUGGAGAAAAACCCUACAAAUGUAAUGAAUGUGGAAAGGCCUUCAUUGCUUCUUCAUCACUUAUGGUACAUCAGAGAAUUCAUACUAAGGAGAAACCUUAUCAAUGCAAUGUCUGUGGAAAAUCUUUUAGCCAAUGUGCCCGCCUUAAUCAGCACCAGAGAAUUCAAACUGGAGAGAAGCCCUACAAAUGUAGUGAAUGUGGAAAAGCUUUUAGUGAUAAAUCAAAACUUGCAAGACAUCAGGAAACUCACAAUGGAGAGAAGCCCUAUAAAUGUAAUGAUUGUGGGAAAGCCUUUAGGAAUAAAUCAUAUCUUAGUGUACAUCAGAAAACCCAUACUGAAGAGAAACCAUAUACAUGUAAUGAAUGUGGAAAAUCCUUCAAGAAUACCACAAUUUUUAACGUUCAUCAGAGAAUUCAUACUGGAGAGAGACCCUUUAGAUGUAAUGAAUGUGGAAAAGCAUAUAGAAGUAACUCAAGCCUUAUUGUUCAUAUAAGAACUCAUACUGGGGAAAAACCCUAUUCAUGCAGUGAAUGUGGGAAAGCAUUCAAUCGCAUAGCAAAUUUCACAGAACAUCAGAGGAUUCAUACGGGAGAAAAACCUUAUAAAUGUAAUGAAUGUGGGAAAGCCUUUAUUAAUUAUUCAUGCCUUGCUGUACACCACAGAAUGCAUACAGGAGAGAAACCUUAUAAAUGUAAUGAAUGUGGAAAGGCCUUUAUGCGUUCUUCAUCUCUAAUUAUACAUCAGCGAAUUCAUACUGAAGAGAAACCUUACCUGUGUAAUGAAUGUGGAGAAUCUUUCAGAAUAAAAUCACACUUAACUGUACAUCAAAGAAUUCAUACUGGGGAGAAACCAUAUAAAUGUACUGACUGUGAAAGGGCCUUUACCAAAAUGGUAAACCUCAAGGAACAUCAGAAAAUUCAUACUGGAGUGAAACCCUAUAAAUGCUUUGAUUGUGGAAAAUCCUUCAGGACUAAGUCAUACCUUAUUGUACACCAAAGGACACAUACUGGAGAAAAACCCUAUAAAUGUAAUGAAUGUGAGAAAGCUUUCACAAAUACAUCGCAGCUUACUGUGCAUCAAAGAAGGCAUACCGGAGAAAAACCCUAUAAGUGUAAUGAAUGUGGAAAAGUUUUCACAAGUAACUCAGGCUUUAAUACUCAUCAGAGAACACACACUGGAGAGAAACCAUUUAAAUGUAAUGACUGUGGGAAAGCAUUUAGCCAGAUGGUACAUGUCACAGAACAUCAAAAAAUUCAUAGUGGAGAGAAACCAUACAAAUGUGAUGUCUGUGGAAAAGCCUUUAGGAGGGGGUCAUAUCUUACAGUACAUUGGAGAACACAUACUGGUGAAAAACCCUAUACAUGUAAAGAAUGCGGGAAAGGUUGUAUUACUCUAUCACAAUUAACUCUACACCAGAGAAUUCAUACUGGGGAGAGGCCCUAUAAGUGUGAAGAAUGCGGAAAGGCUUUUAGGACUAAUUCAGACUUCACUGUACAUCUGAGGGUGCAUACUGGAGAAAAACCAUAUAAAUGUAGUGAAUGUGGAAAAGCCUUUCGAAGUAGCUCAAGUCUUAUCGUACAUCAAAGAAUACAUCAGAGAGAAAAGCCUUAUAAAUGUAAUGUGUGUGGGAAGAAGUUUAGGAAAAACCCAUCCUAUGUGAAACACCAAAGUACCCAUGCCAAAGAGAAGUCUUAUGAGUGUGAAGAAUGUGGGAAAGAAUUUAGGCACAUCUCAUCCCUUAUUGCACAUCAGAGAAUGCAUACUGGAGAAAAACCAUAUGAAUGUCACCAGUGUGGUAAAGCCUUCAGCCAGCGUGCACACCUUACUAUACAUCAGAGAAUUCAUACAGGAGAGAAACCCUAUAAAUGUGAUGACUGUGGGAAAGACUUUAGUCAACGUGCACACCUUACUAUACAUCAAAGGACACAUACUGGAGAAAAACCAUACAAAUGCUUGGAAUGUGGCAAAACUUUUAGCCACAGUUCAUCACUGAUUAAUCACCAGAGAGUUCAUACUGGAGAGAAACCUUAUAUAUGCAAUGAAUGUGGGAAAACCUUCAGUCAGAGUACACACCUUCUUCAGCAUCAAAAAAUACAUACUGGGAAAAAACCAUAUAAAUGCAAUGAGUGUUGGAAAGUGUUUAGUCAGAGUACUUACCUUAUUCGACAUCAGAGAAUUCAUUCUGGAGAGAAGUGUUAUAAAUGUAAUGAAUGUGGAAAAGCCUUUGCUCAUUCCUCAACUCUUAUUCAACAUCAGACGACUCAUACUGGAGAGAAAUCCUACAUAUGUAACAUAUGUGGGAAGGCCUUCAGCCAGAGUGCAAAUCUUACUCAACAUCAUAGAACACAUACUGGAGAGAAACCAUAUAAAUGCAGUGUGUGUGGGAAAGCCUUCAGCCAGAGUGUACACCUUACUCAGCAUCAGAGGAUUCAUAAUGGAGAAAAGCCCUUUAAGUGUAAUAUAUGUGGGAAAGCAUAUAGACAGGGUGCAAAUCUUACGCAGCAUCAAAGGAUUCAUACUGGAGAGAAACCCUAUAAAUGUAAUGAAUGUGGGAAAGCCUUUAUUUAUUCUUCAUCACUUAAUCAACAUCAGAGAACUCAUACUGGAGAAAGACCCUAUAAAUGUAAUGAAUGUGAUAAAGAUUUUAGCCAGAGAACAUGCCUUAUUCAACACCAGAGAAUUCACACAGGAGAGAAGCCCUAUGCAUGCCGUAUAUGUGGUAAAACCUUCACCCAGAGUACAAACCUCAUUCAGCAUCAGCGUGUUCAUACAGGUGCCAAAAAUCGUAAUUAACCAAUAUGGGAGACUUCAUUUUGAUUUUAUAAGUCAUUUACAUUUUAUUUUGUACUCUUUAAAACAUUCAGAGAAAUCCAAAGUAAGUGCAAUAUAUGUUAGAUAUUACUCAGUAGACGUAUCAGAAUUAGUUAUGUGGGUAUAACCUAUUUAAGCUUAAUGUGAACUUUAAGGAUAGUUAUUUACUUAACCUUUACUUGAUAUCAGUUUAAUUCAUUCAAGAAACAUGAAAGUAAGAGUAUUCAAAAACUUUUGACUCAUCAACUCUUCCUGUAAUUCAAGUACUUUCUUAAUGAGGCCUUAUGACUAACUUGGGAAAGCUUCGAUCAAGUAGAGAUUUCACAUUAGAGAGCUACCCUGGCAUUAUAGAAAUAAGACUGCUGUUAAGUCUUUAUUUCUUACCAGCUUUGAAGCCUUAAGUAUGUAGAAGGUUCCCUUCCCCCUUUUAACUUCUUUUUUCCAUUAAUGCCAUACUAUAAUGGGAAGCCAGCAGAUUCUCAAAAAGAAAAAACUUAGAAGUAUCUUAGUGGUUUCUAUGUGACCACUAUUUAAUUUACAUGUUCUUUUAAAUAGUAAGGAAGAGGAGCUUAAUGGAUGAUACUCUUAUGAUAAAUAAACUAGUGUUGUGUAUAUAUAUAGACAAGUAUAUAAAUUUAGUUAACUAUAAAAAUUAAACACCCCCACUUAAAUUAACAUUUAAAACAUACUGGCCUCAGUUUCACUAGUUUUUGGCAUCUGAGGUCAUCCCAAAGGAAAAAAUAAGUAUAUAGUAUAGCUUCCCUUUUUGUUAACCUGAAUUCAGAACUUAAGGUUUCCUGUGACUGUUGUACUAUAAAAUGUACAUUUCUUCCAUUGAAAUACUAAUUUUUGAAUGCCUGUGCUGAGGGCCCAAGUUCCUAAUUGCAGCCUUUCAAGGCUUAGUUGAGUACUGAAUAUCAGCAGUGAUUUAAGCAACAAAAAGCAUGAUGAAAGAUUACAAAAGACAUGAUUUUAACUGUCAUGGGAUGAGCAUAAGAAAACUAAAAAGGAUAGCUAAAUGCUAGCCCAUAUCCCAAGAUAAAAAAGUAAUUAGAGCAGCUUUAUAAAUAAUGUCAUAAAGGUGAACAGAGUAGAUUUGACCUGCAGAAAGUAGGUGAAGGAUAUAAAAUCAAGGUGAAGAAAAGAAGACAUAAGUAACAUAAAAUGAAGUGUUACUGAACUUGGUUUACUUAAAGUGACUAAAACAAAUCAGCCUGUUUAUAAAAGCAUGAAAUUAUUUUAAAGUGCUAACUGGAAUUAGUAUUCUUUCAUAUAAUAAGGUAGAGAUUCUUAGAAUAUCAGGAAAAAUUGAAAAAAAUUCAUUGGGAAAAAUGCUGAUUCAGAAACUCAUUGAUAUGCUAAUCAUUAAACAGUAAAAUAAUUGAAUUUGUGGGUCCUAAACAACAAAAGGAGCACUGGCAGAAAUGCAAAUGGAAUUAAGGGGGAAAAAAUAGUGUUAAUAUCCAUAUCAUACCAUUAUCAGAAUAUAAGAUCAUAUUCUGAGAGCUGAGAUUUUUAUCUCUUGUUUCUUCGGUGCCUUGCAUAUAGUAGGUGAUCUCUAUAUAUAUAUUGGUUGAAUUAAUAAGUAGAAUUAAGUAAUAAGAUAGAAUUAACUGAUAUGGAGUAAAGUAGAAAGAAUUUCAAAUAUUUUUUAUGCAUACAUGCAAAGAGAUUUAAUAAAUACUGGUUCAUUUACUGGAUAAUAGGAACAAUUUGAAAAUGAAUCAAAUUCCCAGUUCUUUGAAAACAUUCCUAAAGGAAUUAUGGGGAUCUUUGCACCAGAAGUUUCCAGAGCAAGGUAAAGGGAAAACAUGGGGAUUCUACUGCCAUAAUACCACAUUAAACGUAUAAUGACCACACAUCUUCAUUUGGACAUUACUAUUUACGAAAACACCCUCCAAACAGUUAUAGAAGGAGACUUAGAUUGCUAAUUUGAGUGUUUUCUUCCAGAAAUUUUUGCUUUCCCACAUUAGUUAGCCUUGAUGUCAUGGAAGCAUCCUUCACAAAGUGCAUAUCAUCUCCAGAUUGCAUAAUAUCCAGAUUAUGCUUAUGCCAUAGUUAUGUUUAAAAAAAAAGAAAACAUUGUAUUUAAGAUGCAAUUUUUAUAAUGCCACGUCAUAACCUUACACAUUUUUCUCUUAGAAUGAAUGUGUGUUGUAGAGUCCCUAGGCCUUUCUUUGUGUUAAUUUGUAUUUCCUGCCUUUGUGUUUUAUGUAAAUAAUGCAUUUAUAAAGUCUUCCACAAAUAGACUGAGGCAACUAAUGCCCUUAUAAAAUAAUAGAAUAGUGGAGAAUCCUAAAUCUUUGUUUACUUUUAACUACCCACUUUUACAGUUGUCUGAUUCAAGGUUAUAGCAGAAAAUCAACUGUAUGCCACUUCGAUUUAAAAGUAGCUUCUUUGACAUAUUAUUCACAAAUAUUUAAGCAUGCAUCACCAAAAAAAAAAAGUCUUUCAUAAACCCCAAUACCAUUUGAGGUCAGAUCUCAAAAAAUGAACAGUAAUUUCUUAAUUUCUAAACCUUAAUCCAUGUUUAAAUUUUUUCCUGUUUAUUCAGUCAAAUCACAUCACAUUAGAUCGUUAUCUGCUUCAUCUCUGGAAUAAUCUCCCACCUUUUUUCCCCAGGGUAUUUUUUUUUUUAAUAGAUCGAUUGUCUUAUACCCAGCAUUUAACUCUUUGUAUGUGGUUUAUCUUAUUCCUGUAUUUCCUAUGAUUUAUAUAAAUUGUCAGCUCCAAAGGCUUGACUGGAUUCAGGUUAAACAUCUUAACAUUGACACCUCACAGAUGUAUUUUCUAUUAUAUCGCAUCUAAAUUUUCAUUAAUGUCUGAUAGACCUAUCAGUGAUGUAAAAUUUGAUCAACUGACUGAAGUGGUAACCGCCCUACCUUCCCAAUGUAAAGGUCAUAUUUUUUUCUAUUAUGGAUAACAGAUAAUCUGUGGACUAACAUUUUGACAGCAUAUGGGUAUCAAGCAAUCUUUCACUGAUGGUUUCAAUAAUGAUCCUUCUUUGAAUCAUUUCAUCAAGCAAAAUCAAGACUUCCUAAUUCUACCUUUCAAAAUUGAUAUGGCCAUUCUUUAAGGAAGAGCUUUCCCUCAUCAAUUGGAAAUUAAAUGGGCUCAGUUCUUUAAUUGCCUAUUUUCAGAGUAAGAAGUUGGUAAUGAUUACAAAUAAUACAAUGUGCUAAAAUAAUUUGUUUCUAAUGUUCAAAUUGUCCCCAGAUUUGACCAGUUAAAACCUUUCAAGUUGCUCUCAUGUCCUUUGACAUUCCUUCUCUGGUCUUUGGGCACAUAAUUGUCUUUGACAAAAGAUAUCUCAGGUUCACCUUGCACUUUUCAAUGCCACAGAAAUGGAAUGAGCCAUUUCUCCAGGAAUCCCUGGCUCUUUAGUAGACAACUACUUAGAAACCAAGAUCUGGGUACCAGACAUGCUCAUUGCUACCAGGGUGUCAUUAGCAAAUAGCCUUUAAGUCUUUGCAACUGUUCAACUCAGUUUUCAUAAAGACAACUCUUUGCACUCACUUACAUACCUUCUAUAUAUUGAUAUAAUGGGAGAUACCACAUGCUGGGACAGACUAUUUUAGGAGCAACCUAAGUCUUGCUAAGUGCACAACUAAAGUGGAGAGAACAGAGUUAUGUACCCUAGAAAGCAGUAAAGUUAACUAAAAGAGAGCUAUGCAUCAUCAGCAUAUUUUCAAAGGAAGGGAGCUUGUCCGUUAUUCUAGGAAGAAGGUUAAGUAGAGAGCAAUUAAAUGUAUGCCUACUAUGUGCAUGUUAACUAUUACAUGUCUUGGUAAUUUACUGUAUAAGCUAAUCACACUCCUUUCCCAUCACAUCCUUGAUGCUGGUUUCUUGAUAACUUCUCAAUUUGAAUUCUGAGCAUGUUUCAUGCAAAUCUAAAGUUUUUCUUGCUAAAGUUCUACUUGGUCUUCAAAAUUGUAAGGCUGUUAAAGUUUUUCAUUCACUAUAACUUCUGAUAUCAGUUCACUUGCAUGUACCUGUAAAUGUACUCUUAGUCCCCAAAUUUCUGUUACUCUCCUCGUGGCUCUAUAUUUCACUAUAAGCCCCUUGGAAUACGAUAGCCAUAUAGUGUAAGCAUGUGCACUAUAGCGAUGUGUAUAAAUAUGUGUGUGAACUUGUACACCAACAUCGAGUCCUCUACAUGAUGGGGAAUGUGAUGAUGCCCCUGAUACUGAAGUGUCUUGUUUGAGGUCAUAUAGUCAUACAGUGACAAAAUAAGGAUGGAACCCAUGGCUCCCACACUUAGUUGAAUUCUUCCUGUAAAAUAAUGUUAAAAGAAAAAUCAGCACAAGUAGU
Messenger RNA from Condylura cristata (star-nosed mole), 9958 nucleotides. It is a transcript of the gene ZNF624, whose product is annotated as zinc finger protein 624. Gene Ontology annotation, biological process: regulation of cytokine production; negative regulation of transcription by RNA polymerase II; regulation of immune system process. Lineage: Eukaryota; Metazoa; Chordata; Mammalia; Eulipotyphla; Talpidae. Bases 299 to 5629 code for a protein of 1776 amino acids. The transcript is spliced from 11 exons. The record is from RefSeq and is a predicted model, not a curated record.